Capronia epimyces CBS 606.96 is the source of this 882-nucleotide messenger RNA. RefSeq lists its product as uncharacterized. Gene Ontology annotation, cellular component: fungal-type cell wall; extracellular region; cell surface. NCBI's taxonomy places the organism in Eukaryota, Fungi, Ascomycota, Eurotiomycetes, Chaetothyriales, Herpotrichiellaceae. The coding region runs from base 1 to 882 and encodes 293 amino acids. The transcript has a single exon. Gene Ontology annotation, molecular function: 1,3-beta-glucanosyltransferase activity; glucan endo-1,3-beta-D-glucosidase activity. Gene Ontology annotation, biological process: cell wall organization; carbohydrate metabolic process. The record is from RefSeq and is a predicted model, not a curated record.
AUGAAAAUCAGCCAGCUUCUGGCGCAGGCGCUGGUAGCCGCCGCCUUCGCCGUGUCUGGGGUCGAAGCAUUCUUUAAGGGCUUCAACAUUGGAGCCAACCUUGCCUCUGGAGCCUGUCGAAGCGAGUCGGACUGGGAAUUUGCCUUCAACAAAAUCGCCAGUUUCCCGGGCAGCUUCCAAAAUGCUCGGCUGUACGCGUCGAGCGACUGCAACACGUUGGCCAACGCAGUGCCGGCCGCGCUACGGACGGGCACGACCCUCCUAGUCGGCAUCUGGACGGAAGACGAGACGCAUUUCGAGGCAGAAAAGCAAGCGCUGCUCGACGCCAUCCAGCAAUACGGCCACGACUGGGUCUUGGCGGUGUCCGUCGGCUCCGAAGAUCUGUAUCGCGGCGACACGGAUGCCACCACGCUCGCGGGAAAGAUCAACGACGUGCGAGGCAUGUUGUGGGGACUGGGGGCCAGCAGCAAAUCCGUCGGCCACGUCGACACCUGGACGGCCUGGGUGGACGGCGCCAACACGGCGGUGAUCGAGGCCGUCGACUGGCUCGGCAAUGACGCCUACCCUUACUGGCAGGGAAUCGGCAUCGACGACGGGGCGGCCAGCGACGCCUACUGGACCGCCGUCAACAACGUGCGCGCGGUCGCCCAGGGCAAGGAUGUCUGGACCACCGAGACCGGACAGCCAGUUUCGGGCGACUCUAUCGGCCCGGCGGUGCCCUCGGUCGACAGCCUGCAGACGUACUGGUGGCAGGUUUCGUGCGCGAGUUUCAACAGCCUGAACUAUUUCUUCUACGACCUGGACGACUUCACCGCCUCACCCAGCUUUGCCGUCGUCGACUCCAACUACAACCCGCUGAUCGACAUGACUUGCGGCUCAUGA